Molecule: messenger RNA, 1671 nt
Organism: Notolabrus celidotus (New Zealand spotty)
Lineage: Eukaryota; Metazoa; Chordata; Actinopteri; Labriformes; Labridae
Product: SH3 domain-binding protein 5-like
Exons: 5
Coding region: 212-1162 (316 amino acids)
Biological process (GO): negative regulation of protein tyrosine kinase activity; intracellular signal transduction
Cellular component (GO): cytoplasm
Molecular function (GO): protein kinase inhibitor activity
Source: RefSeq, a predicted model, not a curated record
GAGGGAGAGCACAGCGAGGACGGACUCUGCUGCUGCUGCCUGGAUACUUUGUAUCAGACCAGGAGGAUGGACCUCCAAGAGAACAGCUGCUUAUAAACCCUUUAAAUCCAGACCGGGGACUUACAUAGACCUCGUGGAUCUACCGGGCGUUUCUGAGGAGUCUGCGGUCUCUGUGAGUCUUUGUUCGGCAUCUGUCCUUCACACCUCCAACAUGGACCACUCAGAGAAGGAGACCAGGUCAGACGAUGAGACCGAGUACGAGGACGAGGAGGUGGACCCCAGAAUCCAGGGGGAGCUGGAGAAACUCAACCAGUCCACCGACGACAUCAACAGAUGUGAGACGGAGCUGGAGGAUGCACGGCAGAAGUUCCGCUCGGUCCUGGUGGAGGCCACGGUGAAGCUGGAUGAACUGGUGAAGAAGAUCGGGAAGGCUGUGGAGGAGUCCAAGCCGUACUGGGAGGCUCGCAGGCUGGCCAGACAGGUCACUUCUUUCUCAAGCUCAAAAACAUGUCAGCUCCCUCCUCACAUCUCUCCUCUUCUUCCUCCUGCAGUGGCGUCCGUGUGUUUCGAUGACGAGGCGUGUGGCAGCAGCAGCAUCAUGUCUGAGGAGGACUCAGAGACCCGCUCCACCUGCAGUCUGGGUUCGUCUCCCAGCAGUCCUCAGGAGCUCCUGUCGCCCUCCCCCUUCGCCGGGUCCUCCUCCUCCUCCUCCUCUUCUUCCUCCUCUUGCACGUCCUCCUCUGCCUCUCCCUCACCCACUCCCUCCUCCUCCUCCUCCUCCCCUAGUCCUCCCUCCCGGCCCUGCAGUCUGGACCUCCCCAGCACCGUGUCGCUGUCGGACUUCGGCCUCAUCUCUCCCGUGCUCGGGCCUCGCAGUGAGUGCAGCGGAGCGUCCUCACCGGAGUGUGACCUGGAGAGAGGUGACCGGGCAGAAGGUGCAGAGGGAGAUCUGGACAACGCCCCCGCUGCGAACGCCACAAACAACAACAUGAACAGCAGCUCCGCCUCCACCUCCACCUCCACCUCCAGCACCAAGAAGAGCUUCAGCCUGGAGUCACGCUUCAGCUUCCUGAACCUGCGUCGCCAGCGCACCGACAACGCCAAAAACACGGAGAAGAGCGAGGCGGGGCAGCACGCCGUGGUGUUAGUCAAAGGAGUCUGAGGACACACGGAGGACUUGAUGGAGGGAUUUUGAACUCUCUGAGAGAAACUCUUCAAAGCUGUUUAUAAGCUACAACUUGCACUUCAUGUCUCCACGCUCGCACAGAGACUCUGAAUGUCAUCGUCUUUGUAUAUAAAGUGUUCGUACGUCUCAGCGGCGGUGUGUCUCCCCCGUUCUCCCUCUGAAGGGCGCUGCAACCUGAGGACUCUCACGCCUGAGAAACAAAGAGCGCUGCGGGGAGGAGGCGAGGAUGGAGGGGAGAGACGGUCGGAUAAUGUUCGUUUAAUUUUAUUGUUUUUUCACUAAAAGCUCAAAAAGCUUUCAUCACAAGAGAACACUCGCAGCCUGUGAACGACCAUUUGGAGGACAUUUGUGGUGUCUGUUUAAAAAAUGGUGUAAAGAGUUGAGAGUUGAUGACUGUUAAAUGCUUCUUUCAACAGUUCUGAGAAAUAAAGUCACACGUGGAGUUAAAUGAACGUAAUAAAUAAACGAUUGGUGUCUGAACUCUC